Molecule: messenger RNA, 2739 nt
Organism: Procambarus clarkii (red swamp crayfish)
Lineage: Eukaryota; Metazoa; Arthropoda; Malacostraca; Decapoda; Cambaridae
Product: RNA-binding protein lark
Cellular component (GO): nucleus
Molecular function (GO): mRNA binding
Source: RefSeq, a predicted model, not a curated record
CAAUUUGAAUCUGGCAACCCAGGAGGGACCGGAAUGAGGAGCCGUGUGAGUGAGUGAGUAUCUCCCGUGACUCUCCUCAUAACACACUCACAACCUCCCCGCUGACAUGACCAGGUGACGCCUCACACCUCCACUGGACACAAGUAUGAGUUGUGUGGCGGAAUAUACAAGAAGUUUAGGUCAAUAUCUGGAGGUGUUGUUAUGACAGUGACGCUGCCUUCACCCCUGCACAGAUUGUGAUGCUACAAGAUCUUAAGAAGCUCAAGAUUUACUGAAAAAAUAACUACAAAUAGAGAAACUAUGAGUUAUUCGGCAUUCACUAUUGGUUAUUAGAGGCGGUUUUGUUAUAUUAAGGAAGACUACUUCAGACUUAAUGGAAUCAAUUGGAAGUUUGAAAGAAGAGCCUGAUCAAGAGGAUCAGGAAGUUGGGCAAAUAAGCACAGUGAAUAACCAGUCCCUACAAAAUGGUUUAGUGUCGCAUGAAAAAGGAAAAUUGCAAACAAAAUUAAAGGAAUUGGAAGCCUUAUUUGAGAAUGUAAGACAGGAGCUGGAGGGCACACGAGUGGCGUUGGCCAAAUUGCAGAAAACUGACUGUGCAAGUGCCGCUAGUGAUCUUAAGACAGAGAAGAGCUCUCCUCUUGAGUCUCCUUUUUCAGAUUCAUCUGUCAACUCUCAAGUUAUCAUCAGGGUUGAAUCUGAAACAAAACAAAUUUCAACCCAAACUCCUGAUUGGGAAAAUGCUUACAAAAUAUUUGUUGGAAAUCUCAGUAAUCGUGCUUCAGGCUCGGAUAUCCGCAAACUUUUUGAAACACAUGGUACAGUGCUGGAGGCAGAUGUCAUCAGGAACUAUGGUUUUGUGCACAUGGAAAAUGAGGAUGAGGGUCAGAUGGCUAUUGAAACACUCAAUGGCUAUUCUCUUCAUGGAAAACCAAUGGUUGUUAAGGCCUCUACCGGUGCUAAGAAAGAUGAUGACCAAACUUCAGAUAUCUUAGAUGGCAACCUUCCUACAGAGUCUAGACUUGAGAGGCUGCAAAGUUUAUAUGACCUGGAUAACAGUGCCAUAGAGUCUAAUUCUCUUGCCAACAGCUGUGCCUUUGUUAUAUCGUCUAAGAAAGCCGAACAGAAGAAAACUUACAAGAUAUUUUUAGGUAACCUCAGCCAUCGCACCACAACUACAGAAAUUCGAAAACUCUUUGAAGCUCAUGGCACAGUGGUAGAGGUAGAUGUGCUAAAAAGCUUUGGUUUCGUGCACAUGGACAAAGAGGAGGAGGGCAAAGUGGCUAUUGCAGCACUGAAUGGCUAUAUACUGGAUGAAAGGCCUAUGGUUGUUAAAGCUUCUACUGGCAUCAAGAAGGGUGGUAACCAGAAGACAAAAAUCUAUGUUGGUAAUUUGAACAAGAAUUGUAGAGUAUCGGAGGUGAAAAGACUUUUUGAAAUGUAUGGCAACGUAGUAGAAGCCGAUAUUAUAAACAACUAUGCAUUCGUUCAUAUGGACGAUGAAGCUCAAGCACAGAGAGCAAUCCGUGAGCUUGAUGGGUACGAGUUCCACGGUUUCCGUCUGAAGGUCAGAAAGUCAACUUCACACAGUCGACAACAAACUGGAACCACAAACCCUGACAUCUACUUUUCUGGCGGAUCUGGUGGCAGUUGGUACAGACAGUACACCAGUGAUGGACGCGUCGAAAGUUCUCGUUUUGGCGAUUGUGAACGUAGAGGACAGAGCUUUGGCAGUUCAAAUGACUACUAUCCCCCACUACUUCCACCCACCUUUGUCAGGGAGCAUAUGAUGCACUACACGGAUGAUUUUAGUCACUAUGAUCGUUAUGAUCGCUAUUGUGACACUGGACUAUAUGAACACCAUUAUGGUGAUCAUCCCACACCGCCGCCACCACUACUAGAUGACUUGUAUAAUCGACGUCUUCCUUCCCUGCCAUCUCAUCCUGAUUAUCUAAGAUUUAGUAGAGGCUUACCACCUCCUCGGAACCCUCUAUAUCGUCCACCAGUACGAGGGAGCUCCCUUCCUCGUCCACCAAUGCGUGGUAACGGCCCACCGAAUCAUCGGCCAUUCUGAGUGCAUAACUAGCCACAAGUACUAGCACAGAACUCUUGAUAAUUGGUGCAAGCACAGUAGUUUUGUCAGCAGAUUUUCAUACUUUGUGUAGUAGCCUUGUUGACCUCGCCUGGAUCCAUACUGCCAACAUGUCUUUAUGCACCGUAGACAGUACUGUACUCUAGAAAUGUUGAACAGAUAUGUGAUGCUUGUUAUGAAAACCCAUUAUCCUUUAACAGAAAUGUUACCCAAACUGAACCUGUUCUGCAAAAAAUAGUUAUCACACUAAACAAGUUUUCUUGGUUUAGAUCUUGUGAAUUUUUUUCUAUUUAUUUUGUAUUGAAUUGUUAUGUAGACCAUAUGCUGUGAAUGUUGUAGAUGUAAAUAAAACAAAAACAUAUCCAUUGAUUGCCUUACUAUUGAAUCAUUCAAUACCUGUUUACAGUAAUACCAUUUACUUACAAUAGUUCAGUAGCUAAGAAAUCCUCUUGGUUAUUAACCUGUGUUGAAGAAGCAUAAUGCCAUGCAUUGCUCACUUCAUUUAAACUGUAGCUCUACCUAACUACCAAUGUAAAAUAUUAAUUUAAAUGAUUCCAGUACAGUAUGCUUCUAAUCAUUUAUGAGUAAUGUCAUGCCCUAUCAAGUGUAUUACUGUUCUUGUAGCAAUAAAUUGAAAUUUUAUUGGAAAA